This is a messenger RNA of Pterocles gutturalis (yellow-throated sandgrouse), 2678 nucleotides long. It is a transcript of the gene ZFAND4, whose product is annotated as zinc finger, AN1-type domain 4. The transcript is spliced from 11 exons. Gene Ontology annotation, molecular function: protein binding; zinc ion binding. NCBI's taxonomy places the organism in Eukaryota, Metazoa, Chordata, Aves, Pterocliformes, Pteroclidae. The record is from RefSeq and is a predicted model, not a curated record.
AUGGCCAGCAAGAAAGAACCUCCUUUUUUCAAUGAAGAUAAUAUGGGACCAUUGCACUACAAGCUUCCUUUUUAUGAAACUAUGGAGCUCUUCAUUGAAACGCUGACAGGAACAUGCUUUGAACUGCGAGUUUCUGCCUUUGAAACAGUUAUUUCUGUGAAAGCUAAAGUUCAAAGACUCGAAGGUAUUCCUGUCUCUCAGCAGCACUUAAUUUGGAAUAACAUGGAGCUGAAGGAUGACUAUUGUUUGAAUGAUUAUAACAUUUCAGAAGGCUGCACUCUGAAGUUAGUUCUGGCUAUGCGAGGUGGACCUAUUAACACUAGAAGAGUUCCUGUGGAAGACCCUAUCAGGGAAAUGGCUGAAUACAUGGAUCCCAGUAGAGAUGAGAUCUGGGAGAAAGGGCCAUCCAACAAACAAGUUACCUUCUUAGUAUAUCGAGAAGGAGAUCAGUUGAAUUUCUUCCGUGUGGUAGAUCGAGGAGAUGGCACUUUAACGCCAUUAUCUCAAUCUUUGAGGUAAAUAGAUUGGCAGUGCAAAAUCCUGAGGAGGAGGGGUGAACACAAACUUCCUUUUAUUUUCAGCAGUGGUUCAGUUUAUAACUUAUAUGCUGAUGAUGAAGAUGAGACAGAGGCAUCACCUUCUGGACAACAGAUUAUUGAGAAUUCAAUUACUAUGAAUAAAAUGAAACUACUCAAGGCAAAGAUGGAGAACAUGAAUCUGAGUAAAAAGCCUAAGAAAACUGUCAAGGUGAAACCUCGUCCUCCAAUGGCUCCUCGACCAUCUAGUGGCUCAGUGGCUGCUGCUCGUCACCGCUUUUUAAGAGUUCUCCCCCCGAUCGGACAGUCCUGCCCUCCUCCUCCUUGGAAUUCAUAUCCCUUAGAGUCUUCCCAAAACGCACUUUCAGCAUUGGCUACUUUGGCCACUGCUGGUAGAACAAUGCCAUCCACAACUAAUGACUUUCUUAAGGAAGAUGACACUUGGCAGAGUAACUCUUGGUCUCAGCCAGUUAGUAGCAUCAGGUUACCACCGAAAAUAUCUCGUGUCGAGCUAGAAAGUGCAAAACUACCUACAAAUAGUAUUCUGACUCCUGUUUCAUCUCUGCCUGGAAAUUCAGAAAAAGUAUCUGAAAAUGUGACCUCAACAAGUGAGGAGGAUGCUAUUGUGUUUCCAAACCUAACAAAUGUAGAACUAUAUAAAACAGAAGAAAAACUGCUACCUGAAACGGAUGCUUUUGCUUUGUUAAAAGAAGCAAGCACCACUGAACAGUGUAGUGAGAUAUAUGAUGUAGGAAAGGUGAACCCAGAAUUUGAACUGUCUGAUGGAGAUGAUGAAUCUAAGGUUGUAGAGCAGCAUAGAAAACCUGUUAGUGAAGUACUGAGCACUGCAGCAAUGGGGACUGGUCUUCUCAGUACUCGUGAAUUAAGUCCGCAGAAAAAUCUGCUUUUGUCACCUCUUCGGUAUUCAGCACAAGUGGCACAUCACAGUUCUCUGAAACCACAAACACAGCCCAAAUGCUUUGAGGCUGGUAACUUCAGAUCUACAGCCUCCUCAAACGUGCUUCGAUCAUUGGAAGUCCGUAAUGUAGCAGACUCCUCUUUUUCUAGGACUACUAGAUUUCAUAAUGCGAAAGUAGAGUCACUUGGCAAAAGAGCUGAUGUAAUUUCUGAAGCAGAGGCUAGGGACAUCACAGAUGUGGCUAACAAGGCAUCCAAAGAACCUGUGAGUUCUGUAGGUAGCUUAGGAUUUCUGGCUUCACUGGCCCGAAGUGCAAACAGGGAAAGUUUACGGAGUUCCUGUGGGACAGCCAGGUUUCGGACUUCUGGUAUUGUACUACCUACAAACCUUCAGCAUUUUCAGGAAGAAAGCUUUAGGAAGACUGCUCCUCCAAAUGAAGCUGCUGAAUAUAUUCUAUCUGCGCAUGGGCUUGGAAUGAAUGGAAGUAUUGCAGCUGUAGGUAAAAGAGUAGGUGAAGGAACACAUCUUCCAUCUGUGAAUGGCUCAAUUCAAGCAAAAAAGAAAAUUACAAAGCAUUGCUUUCUUUGUGGCAAGAAAACUGGAUUGGCAACCGGCUAUGAGUGCAGAUGUGGAAACAACUUCUGUGCAACGCACCGCUAUGCAGAGACUCAUACCUGCACCUACGACUAUAAGAGUGCAGGGCGAAGGUAUUUGCAGGAGACCAAUCCCAUCGUUAGUGCACCAAAGCUUCCUAAAAUCUAACAUGGUUGUGCUGCAUGUGGCUGUUCUGCCAUUGAAGAGUUGUAUUACAUUGAGAGAAGCACUUGCUUAAACUGCAUAAUUUUGCCAUACUUCAUAUUUAAAGAUUUGCCAAGUAACAAAAGCACAUGAGGAUGCAUCCUAUUGAAGAAUAAUGUGAACACUAACUUUUCAUUCGCUACAGAAGAAAGUUUUAACUGCAGUAAAGAUUAGUUUUUAAAAAGUUACACCAUGAUUUGACUGUUUCUGCACGUCUUGUGUUGUGUUUUAUAUUUGGAAAAGCUAUUUCACUAGACAAGUCUUUAAAAGAUGCACUUUACUAACUUUAUUUACUGUAUAACCAGACUUGAGGGGUUGUUGUAAUGAGGGUGUCAUCUAAUGUCUUCUGUACUCUUGCAUAUUUUGUCCAUUGCGUGGUAUCUUCUAAGUUAUUUCACUAGAAGGAUUCUCCUCCCUCCCCUUUC